CGCCGGCCGUGCCGAGAGCCCCUGGCCCUUCCAGCCGGGGCCAUGAACGGCUCCUCGCUGCUGGGGAACCAGACCGAGGGGAUGGGGCUGCUCCUGGCCAACAGCAGUGACUCCCUGGAGCUGGUGCUGCGCUCCUUCACGCCGCGGGCGGUGGUGACCGACGACGGCUUCGUGGUGACGGCGCCGGACGAGAGGAGCCUGUACAUCAUGCGGGUGGUGCAGAUCGCCGUCAUGUGCGUCCUCUCCCUCACCGUCGUCUUCGGCAUCUUCUUCCUCGGCUGCAACCUGCUCAUCAAGUCCGAAGGCAUGAUCAACUUCUUGGUAAAGGACAGGAGGCCGUCCAAAGAAGUGGAGGCGGUGGUGGUGGGACCCUACUGACCUCCGCUCGCGGCUCCCCCCCAACCCCUUCACCCCUUCGGAGCCCGCCGAGCCCCGCCGGACGCUGCUGUCGCCAGGACUCGGAAGGGGGGCCUUGUUUGUUGCCUUGUCUUGGAACUCCUUCCUUCGGGCCCCGGUAGGACACCUUGGGAAGACUGGCGGGAUUGGGAAGCAGACUGAGAGUCGUCCUCCCUCCUCCGCCCUUCUUCCUCGAAAGGAUCGUGCAAGAUACUCAACAGAAAGCCAGAUGUAAGAAACAAAGUGCGUUUCCUUUUGAUUCCUUGGGAAGGGAGCGACCCGCGUCUUCUGCUGAACGUCUGGAGAGAUGGAGGAACAUCGCUAGCUUCGAGUUGCACGGGGCGGACUUGGGCUUGGUUGUGUAGUGGGAAGGCGAGGGGUGGCUUGGAGUGCGUGAGAUUGAAAGAGAGAGAGAGAGAGAGUAAUGAAGCCGGUAAGCCUUCUCAUCUGAUUGUGUGUGUGUGUGUGUGUGUUGUAAAUAGCGAUGUAAAUGCACACAAGAGUAAACAUUCCCAACUUUGCUGCUUUAUUUUUAAAGGGAGGGGACGGCAUAAAGAAAAGGAACGGGCAACUUAGCUGUAACAUUGAUUGUAAAUCUAUCUAAGCUCUCCUGGACAUUUUCUGACUGAAUGUGGGGGGUGGGGAGCAGGCACAUUACAACAUUAAGGAAGUCAACUUGUGGUGCUUUUUGGAAUGCAUGUGUGUGCAUAUUAGAUCCAGUGUUCAGUUUCUUAUUUGUAACAAACGAUACCAGUGCUCAUGUAGGAAUGAUAAGGGUUUUUUUGGGUUGUCUACUUUCUACUGUAGCUCUCUCCUUUUUAAAACUGUAUUCUGUUAAGGUCCAGUCUGUAUUUUGAACCUAUCAGUUCUUGACGCUUGUCUGCUGCUGGUCUGCUGCUGAAAAGCCAGCGUGCUUGAUUGCUGCUCUCACAACUUUAUAAAUUGCAUCAGUUUACACAGCCAAAACAAAAAACAAAAACUUUGAUGGUCCUUUUUUUUCUUAUUUAA
Pogona vitticeps (central bearded dragon) is the source of this 1404-nucleotide messenger RNA. RefSeq names its product reprimo, TP53 dependent G2 arrest mediator homolog (gene RPRM). The record is from RefSeq and is a predicted model, not a curated record. NCBI's taxonomy places the organism in Eukaryota, Metazoa, Chordata, Lepidosauria, Squamata, Agamidae.